Lynx canadensis (Canada lynx) is the source of this 5180-nucleotide messenger RNA. RefSeq names its product RUNX family transcription factor 2 (gene RUNX2). NCBI's taxonomy places the organism in Eukaryota, Metazoa, Chordata, Mammalia, Carnivora, Felidae. Gene Ontology annotation, biological process: hemopoiesis; neuron differentiation; regulation of cell differentiation. The coding region runs from base 491 to 2011 and encodes 506 amino acids. Gene Ontology annotation, molecular function: RNA polymerase II cis-regulatory region sequence-specific DNA binding; DNA-binding transcription factor activity, RNA polymerase II-specific; ATP binding. The transcript is spliced from 7 exons. The record is from RefSeq and is a predicted model, not a curated record. Gene Ontology annotation, cellular component: nucleus.
GCAGCUGUGCGCGCGGCGCGGCGGUGGCGGGGAGCGCGCGGCUAUGCUUGCCCCGGGGCUGGACUACUGAAUCCACUCCGUUCCACCGCUGGACUCGACCUGGGAGGGGGCGCCAGCGCACCCAGGACGCGGUGCCCCAAGGGACCCCACUCCACUCUGCAAACUGAAGCCCCCUGCCUCCCCAGGCCACACACAUCCCCGCGCCCGUUCUCAGCUGCCACCGCGGGCGUUCCAAAAGCUCCGGCAAGAUCUGCACCUCCCGGGUCUCCCAACCCGCCAACCCGACUGCUCUGCAUCGCCACCGCUGGCCCCCGUCAGACUCCUCCCGGCAGUCGGCUUCAUCGAACUUGAUUUCUCACCUCCUCGGCCCCAUCACCUCCAUCCCCUUUCCCCCCGUCUCGCCUCCACCCCCCCAAUUUCCUCCUCCUCGCCCCUCAUUUCCACCCUCCUCCCCCUCCCCCGGCCACUUCGCUAACUUGUGGCUGUUGUGAUGCGUAUUCCCGUAGAUCCGAGCACCAGCCGGCGCUUCAGCCCUCCCUCCAGCAGCCUGCAGCCCGGCAAGAUGAGCGACGUGAGCCCGGUGGUGGCUGCGCAACAACAGCAGCAGCAGCAGCAGCAGCAGCAGCAGCAACAGCAACAGCAGCAGCAGCAGCAACAGCAGCAGGAGGCGGCGGCGGCGGCGGCGGCGGCGGCGGCGGCAGCGGCGGCCGCCGUGCCCCGGUUGCGGCCGCCGCACGACAACCGCACCAUGGUGGAGAUCAUCGCUGACCACCCGGCCGAGCUCGUCCGCACCGACAGCCCCAACUUCCUGUGCUCUGUGCUGCCCUCGCACUGGCGAUGCAACAAGACCCUGCCCGUGGCCUUCAAGGUGGUGGCCCUGGGAGAGGUACCAGAUGGAACUGUGGUUACCGUCAUGGCGGGCAACGACGAAAAUUAUUCUGCCGAGCUCCGAAAUGCCUCUGCUGUUAUGAAAAACCAAGUAGCGAGGUUCAACGAUCUGAGAUUUGUGGGCCGGAGUGGAAGAGGCAAGAGUUUCACCUUGACCAUAACUGUCUUCACAAACCCUCCCCAAGUAGCCACCUAUCACAGAGCUAUUAAAGUUACAGUGGAUGGACCCCGGGAACCCAGAAGGCACAGACAGAAGCUUGAUGACUCUAAACCUAGUUUGUUCUCUGACCGCCUCAGUGAUUUAGGGCGCAUUCCUCAUCCCAGUAUGAGAGUAGGUGUCCCGCCUCAGAACCCACGGCCCUCCCUGAACUCUGCACCAAGUCCUUUUAAUCCACAAGGACAGAGUCAGAUUACAGACCCCAGGCAGGCCCAGUCUUCCCCGCCGUGGUCCUAUGACCAGUCUUACCCCUCCUACCUGAGCCAGAUGACGUCCCCAUCCAUACACUCCACCACCCCGCUGUCUUCCACACGGGGCACGGGGCUUCCUGCCAUCACCGACGUGCCCAGGCGCAUUUCAGAUGAUGACACUGCCACUUCUGACUUCUGCCUCUGGCCUUCCACUCUCAGUAAGAAGAGCCAGGCAGGUGCUUCAGAACUGGGCCCUUUUUCAGACCCCAGGCAGUUCCCAAGCAUUUCAUCCCUCACUGAGAGCCGGUUCUCCAACCCACGAAUGCACUAUCCAGCCACCUUUACUUACACCCCGCCAGUCACCUCAGGCAUGUCCCUCGGUAUGUCCGCCACCACCCACUACCACACCUACCUGCCACCACCCUACCCCGGCUCUUCCCAAAGCCAGAGUGGACCCUUCCAGACCAGCAGCACUCCAUAUCUCUACUAUGGCACUUCGUCAGGAUCCUAUCAGUUCCCCAUGGUGCCGGGGGGAGAUCGGUCUCCUUCCAGAAUGCUUCCGCCAUGCACCACCACCUCGAAUGGCAGCACGCUAUUAAACCCAAAUUUGCCCACCCAGAAUGAUGGUGUUGACGCUGAUGGAAGCCACAGCAGUUCCCCAACUGUUUUGAAUUCUAGUGGCAGAAUGGAUGAAUCUGUUUGGCGACCAUAUUGAAAUUCCUCAGCAGUGGCCCAGUGGUGUCUGGGAGCCGCAUCCCAAAUGUAUCGAUAUAUACAUAUAUAGAGAGAGCGCAUAUAUAUGUAUAUCAAUUAGCUAUCUACAAAGUGCCUAUUUUUUAGAAGAUUUUUCAUUCACCCACUCAGUCAUGAUCUUGCAACCAUAAGAGGGUAGACACUGAGAAGCAGAAGGCCCAAGAGAGACAAUCGUAUUCAGGUUUCAGAUGGUUUUCUAUGUAAGACGUACUUUCACAAAGGAAAAAGGUAUUUUUGUUGUGUUGUCGUUUGGCCUGUUAUCAUAAAUAACCCGUUCCUAUGCCAAUUCAGAGAGGUGGACUCCAGGUUCAGGAGGAAGAAGAGCAAAGCCGCUUCCUCUCUGUGCUUUGAAACAGCACACCCUCACGGUUGCAGCUGUGUAUGGACCAGUGCCCUCUGCAGACCAGCUUACAAAGCCAGUCGAGGUGCACGCGGAGGGCAAAGAGGUAGAAUGGACGCUUCCCGCAUAGUGCGAUCCAUUCAGAGUAACUGUUCCAAACUGCUCUCAGACUUGCCGCAAGUUCUCGUACGAUCUGUUUGGUUCAGUUUUGUUGUUGUUGUUGUUGUUGUUGUUGUGUUCCUACUUUUAAGAAAGCGACUCCAAAAAUACUGAUCAGGAUAGAUGAUUUUAUUUUACUUUUUUGUACUUUUUUUGUUUCCUUUUCCCAUUUAACCAAAAAGAAAUCCCAUCCUUCGAUCCUUACCCCCCUUCUCCUUUCUCCUUUUAUGCAAAACUGAAAAUGGCAAUACCUUAUUAUAGCCAUAAUGGUAUAGAUAGUGUUUGUGUUUGGCUGUGUGUUGUUUUCUUUUUUUUUUUUUUUAAAUUAUGAAUAUGUGUAAAAUCUGAGGUAACUUGCUAACGUGAAUGGUCAUAUAACUUUAAAGAUAUAUUUAUAAUUAUUUAAUGACAUUUGGACCCUUGAAACAUUUCUUAGUGUACUGAUGUGUUGACUUCGGUCUCUAAAAGUGCUCUUUAUUAAAUAACAAAUUUCUUCAGUGGGCUAGAGCCAUAUCUGAAAUAUUGCUAAGCAGUUUCAGUUCAGGCACAAUGUGAUUUUCAAAAAUACGUCCAUCUCCAAAUAUUUUAGAUGUAGCUUGUUUUUGUGACGUAUGAAGGAAAUGUUAUGUCUCGUUCUUUCAGAUCUUUGAUCGCCUCUAACACAGCUUUGCCUUUUAAAGCAAUAAUUGGGGAUUUAAAAACCAACUCUUAGCCCUUUAUCUCUUAUUGUUGCCCUUUGUUAGCAUGAAAUGCUGGAGUGAUGUGGUUUCCUAAUUUCUUUCAAAUAACAAUGACUCUUGUCAUACUAAAAAGACAAGCACAAGUGAAUCAUGGAACUGCAGAAAAACGUUCUGCCGUUUCAUAGUUAAAGCAAAACUCUAAAUCGCCAGGCUUCACAGGGAAGACGUAGCAGGCAGCCGCACUUGUGGCUGAAGGGUCCAUCAGGAUGCACUUAGUACAGGAAAAGCCAAAUUGUCCCGGGGAUUCUUAACCCACCGGCCUUGCCAAACAGAAAGUCAGGAGAACCCAGGCCUGCCCUCCCCGAGGCCCCCGCCGGCAGCUCUCCACGGACUCUGCCCUUAAAGGAGCAGAUUCAGUCAUUGUCUUAUGGGGGAGCGGGUCAUCUGAAGUAGCAGGCAAGUUCCAGCAGGUAGCUGACCUGAGAGAACACCUGGCCUGUGGGGAGCCAUAGCCAACCCUUUUGCGUCAAGGGAAGGCAAGGUCAUGUGGAGUUGGGGAUCUUACUACUGUGUAUGAAUCUGAGCGGAAGCCCUCCUGUAAGAUGCACUUUGACCGCUCCUGGCGACCACGUGGCAGAUUCUCAAGCGGGAAUCCUUAAUCCAAGCCAGGAUCAUUCGAUGACACCACCGGGCAAAUCCCUGCCUGGGCUCCCACAGGUCCGGGCCCCUUCCUUUCAAUUCGGUGCCCCUCUGAACCGAACUGUGUAGAGAUUUGCCUCCAGCGCCUAGAGACCCCCUGCUCUGUCGUCCUGCCGCAAGCCCGCUUCACUGGCAGCCAGGCCUCGCAGGGCAGCGUGGGGGGCCCCGUGCUUCUCGCUGGGCGCCUCCCUUGCAAUCGCCCCGACUCCUCCCAACCAAAACCGAGGGCAAAACAAAACAAAGCAAAACGAAACUCUUUGCCUUCUAAAGGUUGUAUACCAAGUAUGCUUAGAUAAAUAAGCCACUUUUCUCUUACUUAACUAAGAUGGCAGUAGUAGCUGAUACUAUUUAUUGUUUGUGUGUGGUAGCUUGAAGCACAACACUGUCCAUUUAUUUGUAAGUGUAAAAUAUGUGUGUGUGUUUCAGCAGCACUUAAAAAAGCCAGUGUCUGGUUACACAUUUCAAUUUUAAUUAAUUGACCUAAAAAUGUUACCGCCGGUGCCAGCUGUACCCUAUUUAAUAAAAAAAAAAAAAGGUACUAUAUUUGUACAUUAUUUUUUAAUGUUAAAAGGGCUUUUUUAAGUUUACAGUACACAUACUAAGUGACUUUAGGGAUGCUUUUGUGUUGAAAUGUUAUUAGAGUGGCUGCAGGCAGCAACCCAGAAACACUUUAAAAGUUUUUUUUUUUUGUUUUUUUGUUUUUUUUUCUUUUUCCUUGGGAAAAAUUCAAGCACUUGUCCCCUCCCUCCAACCACUCCAAAGGGGUAAGUCACAUUUCUUAGAUCAAAUUCUGCCCUUUGUCAAAGCCUGGGGGUUAAAGUUUUCUUUUUCGUUUCCUUUUUUUUUUUUUUUAACUGAACCCUUAAUUUGCACUGGGUCAUGUGUAUGAUCUGUGAUUCGAAGACCAAAGCAAAGCCUUACUACUGCUCCUACCGUGAAGCCAUGUAGUAGCCAACGCUCUGUAUUUCCUUCAGGUUAAAGGAGCAUGGUUCUUGGUAGCGCCAACGUUGCUGGAGUUCACAGCGUUGCCCACACAGACACGCUGAUCUGUUUGAAUUGUCUCACAAAUUGUAACCUCUGCCAGGGCCCCCGAACAAGUACCACAGCGUUGGUUUUGGAUGAGGGAAGUGACCUCCAGCCUGGAACCGAGAGAGACGCAACAGAUGAGCUAUGGGUUACUCUGUAGACAGUCUCGCCCCACCGGGGCCUUGUCAAAGGAAGCUGAGAAAUCCACACCGUCAGGGACCAUCCGU